AUGGCAAAUAAUUCAAUAGCUACCCAAAGAUUAAUGCGUGAAAAAUAAAAGAUGGAAUUAAAUCCAAGUGAUACCUUUUUAGCAUUUCCUCAUAAUUAGAAUAUAUUUGAAUGGCACUUUCUUUUAUUUAAUUUUGCAAAUGAUUCACCUUUUAAAGGAGGAUAAUUUCAUGGAAUAAUCAACAUUCCAGUUGAUUACCCACUUAAACCUCCAGCAAUAAAAUUUGUUACUCCAAAUGGUAGAUUUGCUGUUGGUGAAAAGAUUUGUUUGUAUCUAACAUAUUAUUGAAUUAUAGAUCAUUCACAAACUACCAUCCUGAGACAUGGAGUUCUUCAUGGACAAUUGCCUCAAUGCUUGUUGGUUUAGUAUCAUUUAUGCAUACUAAUGAAAAAACGGUAGGUGGUUUAGAUUGUAAUAACUAUUAAAAACAAGUAUAUGCAAAAAAGUCUAUAAAGCACAAUUUACAAAAUCAAUAAUUUGUUGAACUAUUUACUCCUCAUUUUAAUAAAUUAGGCAUUCAGUAAAAUGAUUUCUAAGAAACUAUGUCUUAAUAGCCUGAUUUCAAAGCUAACUUACUUGAAAAAGGACCUGAAGAACAGCCAGAACCAAAUAUUAAUAACAAUGUCAAUAAUAAUAACAAUAAUAAUAACCAUAAUGCAGUUAGAAAAUGGCUAGUUUUAUUAGUUUUAUUAUUAGCUUUUCUACUAUUGCUGAUUUACAUAAUUUUUGGAAUGAUUUGA
Molecule: messenger RNA, 740 nt
Organism: Paramecium sonneborni
Lineage: Eukaryota; Ciliophora; Oligohymenophorea; Peniculida; Parameciidae
Source: the annotation of a GenBank genome assembly